UGGCUCUCCUCCCUCAACUUCUCCGCUCCCCCAACCCCUCUCCCCCCUCCCUCCCCUUCCUCAACGCCAAGUCCCCGUCUCCCCACUCCGGGAUCUCGCCUCGGCCGGGGCCGCCGCGAACCCUCCCCCUCCUCCUCCUCCGCCGCCGACGACCUCGUGGAGCUCCCACUCUUCCCCCUCCCCCUCGUCCUCUUCCCCGGCGCCAUCCUCCCUCUCCAGAUCUUCGAGUUCCGCUACCGGAUCAUGAUGCACACCCUCCUCCACACCGACCUCCGGUUCGGCGUUGUCUUCUCCGAACCCGGCGGCGGCGCGGGCGCCGGGGCCGUCGCCGAGGUCGGCUGCGUCGGCGAGGUCGUCAAGCACGAGCGCCUCGUCGACGACCGGUUCUUCCUCAUCUGCAAGGGCCAGGAGCGGUUCCGCGUCUCACGCGUCGUCCGCACCAAGCCCUACCUCGUCGCCGCCGUCACCUGGCUCGAGGACCGGCCCCCGCCGCCCGAUCCCUCGGCGGCGGCUCCGCAGCGCACCGACGACCUCGAGGCUCUCGCCGCCGAAGUCGAGGGCUACAUGCGCGACGUGAUCCGGAUCUCGAACCGGCUCAACGGGAAGCCGGAGAAGGAGGAGGAGGCGGCGUCGAUGGACCUCCGCCGCAACCUCUUCCCCACGCCCUUCUCCUUCUUCGUCGCCAGCACCUUCGAGGGCGCGCCCCGCGAGCAGCAGGCGCUCCUCGAGCUCGAGGACACGGCCGCAAGGCUCCGGCGGGAGCGUGACACGCUCCGCAACACGCUCAACUACCUCACCGCCGCCUCCGCUGUCAAGGACGCGUUCCCCUCGUCGUCGUCAUCCUCCUCGUGACACCCGAUCCCACAGAGACAAAUCAACAAACAGGUUGUAGGCCUUUUCCCUAUUCCCCUUCUACUUAAAUUUUCCACUCUACUUUGGUACCGUGUAGAGUAUAGUGUAUAUUAUUAUUAUUAUUAUUAUUAUUAUUAUUAUUAUUGUGAAAUUGUAUAAUAAAUCUUUGAGCGAUAUCAAGUAGGGAAAGAUUGGCAUACUAAUCUAUGCUAAUUUUGUCAAUGUCCCAAAUUUUAAUACUUGUUACAUUUUUAGACUUAAAAGAAUUUGCCAAAGAUAUGUGUGGCGCAAUUGAUUGAAGCUCUGGUGAUAGAUGAAUUUACCAGGAAGUGAACCCUAGAGUGACAUAUAGGGUUAGGAACUUAGAAUACUUUUAUUUUGAAAGCAUAUUUGUAUACAAAAUUAGAUAAGAGAAAUUUCCAUCUUAUGCAUAUUGUUUUGUUUGAACGGAUUUUAAGUCGUGAUGAUCCCAGCGGGCGCCUUAGGAUGUUGCUCGUAGACUUCUACAACAUGUAACAUGUUGAGUCUUAUGUGGGUCAUGUAAACACCAAGGCAUAGAGACCUACCACAGAGGAAUUAGCACAAAGAAAAUGACGACCUAAGACAAACUCAGUAUUUUCUCAUAGAUGUUGUGCUUUAACCUGAGCGACGGCAUGAAGUGUAGGCAAGCAACCCUGUGAGUAGGGAGUUCGCAAGCCAAGAUUAGAGAGGGUGUAGAGCAAGAUAUCCAGUCCGUAAUCUUCUUUAAGUUUUUAGUUUGAAUAAUGAAAUAGGCAAGCGACCCUGUGAGUAGGGAAUUCGCAGGCCAAGAUUAGAGAGGGUGUAGAGCAAGAUAUCCAGUCCGUAAUCUUCUUUUAAGUUUUUAGUUUGAAUAAUGAAAUAGGCGAUAAUAUCUAACUAAACUGGUAGUUCCUGUUCAAGAUCACAUUCUUGUGGAGCCUAUUUGGCUAAAAAGACAAUUCUUUUUCGUGUUAGCUUCAAUGUACCUUUUCUCUGUUAUGGGUAGAAGAGUGAUUGACCGGAUAUUGGAUAUGAACCAUCUGAAUUGUUUACAAGGCGGUUAAAGCUUUGUUUGAGAAAAACUUAUCUGAUCCAACUGUACUAUGUUAUCCUUUUAAAAGGACUUGGCAAACACCUGAGAUGAACAACUUGAUUUUUUGAGA
Messenger RNA from Ananas comosus (pineapple), 2015 nucleotides. Its product is annotated as lon protease 2-like. The transcript has a single exon. The annotation marks the transcript as partial. Lineage: Eukaryota; Viridiplantae; Streptophyta; Magnoliopsida; Poales; Bromeliaceae. The record is from RefSeq and is a predicted model, not a curated record.